CAUGACAAUUCCCAUUUGGCCAAAAAAAAAAAAAAAACAACUCCAAUACAAAGACACAUACCCAAAAAUCAAGUAGUCUCUUGCUUUGCCUUGCAAUAUCCAAUCUGUCCUUUAACAAGUAUAUUUGGAUCUUUUUGUGAUCCCAUUUUCCCCAAUAUUAUCACUCACCUUCCUUCUCCUUCUCCUCCUCCUCCUCUAAUAGCUGUUGGAUUUAAAAGGGACCCACAAACCUAUAAAGAUACAGCUAAAUUUAUCACUUCCAUCCAAUAGAACCAUUGCCCACCACAACCUUUCUCUAUAUGAUAACUUAAUAAUGCUUGUCAAAUAGAGAUUUGCAAUUGAGUAAAAAAAAAAAAAAAAUCAUUUCACAAGAGACAUUUCUAAGCUAAACUACAGAGUGACAAGACUCUCUCCUUCUCUCUCCACUACUUCACAAAUCCCCUUAUCUUUCCCUAAAGAUUUUGUUAGUAUUCAAAGAACCAAAAUCAUUACUCAAAAGUUUCAAAAAAAAAAAAAAUCAGACCCUUAAAUUCAUUUUCUUUUCUUUUUUUUUUCUUUAAAGUGUUUCAACAAAAUCAUCAUCUCAAAGUUAUGGACACUCAUAAUCAUCAUCAUCAUCAGAAUCUAGCAACAGAGAAGAAAUCUUUUGAAACGAAACAUGGUACAACAACAACUACUUCUGUUCAAGGAAUCAAAGAAGUUAAAUCACUGUCGUCGUCGUCAUCACUACCAGCUAACAACUCUUCGAAAAAACAGGUAACAAUAUCAUCAUCUUCAUCAUCUCCUGCCUCACCACCUUCGGCUUCCUCUUCUCCCUCUCAUGAAUUCUCCUUCACUAUUUCUCUCUCCACAAACAAUAACAAAGCCACAACUACUACUCCUACAACGACUAAUAACAACAAUAGUAGUUCCUUCGCCGUAGACUUGUCUCCGGCCGACGACAUUUUCUUCCAUGGCCAUUUACUCCCUCUCCACCUUCUUUCCCACCUUCCAGUCUCUCCUCGAUCCUCCACCAACUCCAUGGAUAGCUUUACUCUCCCCAUUAAGGAGAUUUCAUCAUCGUCGUCGUCCUCAAUAAUGGAGGAUAUUCAUCAAAAGCAGAGCAAAAACGGCUCUUCAACCGCCACCGCCACCAACGGCGGCGUCUCGGCCGGACAAAAUGGAGAGGCUGCAGCAAGAAGCAAACCCAACAAGUCGUUUUCGCUUUUCGGGCUAUCGAAAUGGAGAAAAGGGCAGUUUAGAGGGAGAGAUUACAAUAAUGAUGGUAGUGGCAUCAAUAAUAAUAGUAGUAUUGAUGAGGACGACGACAUCGAUGAUUAUUAUGGUAAGGAGAAGGGACCUAAGAGGUCGAAGGUGAGGUUCGAACUGAGUCACGUAAUCAAAAGGUACAUGAGAAUGGUGAGGCCGCUGCUGUUUUCCCGGGCGAGAAGAGAGAGUAUCCAGUUACGUAGGCAGCCACAUUCCUUCUCUGGUGUUUUGGGUAGUAGUAAUAAUAGUAACAAUAUUAGUAAGCGGGAAUUGAUGAGAGGAAGGAGAGGAGAGUAUUCGGCGCCGGCAUCGAUGUGGACUUCGCCGUCGAAUAGCGGCCUCCUUGUGGCGACGGCUACAGCCUCUACGGCGGCGACGAGUGAUAGUUCCAUGGAAGAGUUGCAAGCCGCGAUUCAAGCAGCUAUUGCUCAUUGCAAGAAUUCCAUUAGUAAUAAUAAUAAUGUCACAGAAGACAAAGUAGUCAAAUGCUAGCCCAUUAGAGAAUACCAGCCAGUAGUUAUUUGUUGUGUUUUUUGUAUUGAUAAUCUUUUGUAUAAAUUUGCAUUAUUAUUAUUAUUAAGUGUAAAUGCAUCAUGAGAAAUUAAGAUGAUAUUGUAUUCAGAAGGUUGUAGUACUGCUGGUAUACAAUAAAAUACUGCAUUUAAAAA
Molecule: messenger RNA, 1916 nt
Organism: Humulus lupulus (European hop)
Lineage: Eukaryota; Viridiplantae; Streptophyta; Magnoliopsida; Rosales; Cannabaceae
Product: BRI1 kinase inhibitor 1
Exons: 1
Coding region: 592-1740 (382 amino acids)
Cellular component (GO): plasma membrane
Molecular function (GO): kinase inhibitor activity
Source: RefSeq, a predicted model, not a curated record